Aaosphaeria arxii CBS 175.79 is the source of this 513-nucleotide messenger RNA. RefSeq lists its product as uncharacterized. The record is from RefSeq and is a predicted model, not a curated record. Bases 1 to 513 code for a protein of 170 amino acids. Lineage: Eukaryota; Fungi; Ascomycota; Dothideomycetes; Pleosporales. The transcript is spliced from 4 exons.
AUGGAAGGAGUACGAGUACCUAUUACGGUAUUACCCCUAUACGUAGUAGGAAAUAAAAAGAUUGGGGGAUUGGGAAAGGAGAAAGGGACAGGGACAGGGAUGCCAUCGAUGCGACGACAUCAUUGGUCGAUCACAAACGCCCUUUGGGGCUUAGGGGGCCUUGCCCGUGUUCAGGUCUGCCUUUCACUCCUACUCGUAACCCUCCGAUCGUUGUUCUACGCCCUGGUUUCUAAUCUUGCCUCGUUAUCACCGAAUUUGCACACAAAGGUGUUCAGUUCGAGACGCCGAAAGCCCAGGCGACAGGCAGCAGACGACAGCUUUGCUACUUCUGAUCCCUCGCAAUCCAGGCGACGUUGUUCAUGCUGUGUGAUGCUAUGUUGCGGCGACGUGAGGCGAUGCGAGGCACCUUCGGGGGCCCAUUGCCAUGGGAUGUGCUGCUAUGCUACGAUUGAGAGAAAAGAAGGAAAAGAAGGAAAAGAAGGUGAAGAUGUAGUUGAAGAACAAAAACUAUAA